CCUACAUUUGGAUAACAAUACUGAAAAAAAUUAUCUGACUACAGAUUUUUUUCGCCGAGUUUCAAAACAUUUUUCGCAUUUUAUUAUUUAGAUGAGGACUUCGAAUUCAAGAAGGAUAACUUAUAUUAUUUGGAAGUCGUUUUUAUUUUUACAAAAUGACAUGAAAACGGUUUAAAACUGGCCAAAAAAUAAUUUUUUGAGGAGAGGAAAAGAAGCCAAAAAUGUUGGCCAAAUUCUGUGUUCUGAGCGGCUGUUUGGCCGAGAUAGUUUUCUUCCUGUACAAGACUGGGGAGGCGAUGCUGGACGCGGCCAUUCGACCCUUCGUCAUCAACGCCGUCUGCAAGGACAUGACACGUGACAUGGUCAUCGUGAGCAACGACUGGACACCCAGGCAGCAGAUGUUCAUGAACGGCUCGCUUGACCCCUGCGAUUACCUGGAGGAGCUGCCACUUCUGGAGUCACCUGUACAGGCCAGAUCUGCGACAUUUUUAAUGAUUUACCGUAUACUAGUCAGUGUACCUGCGGUAUUUCUAGGGCUGUUCUGUGGAGCGUGGAGUGACCGCACGGGUAGAAAGCUGCCUAUGAUGAUCCCAAGUUUAGGUAGCAUUCUAGCCGUGCUGUUGUACAUGAUUGGCAUUGUCAUGGUACAACAUACUCUGAUGAUUAUCAUGGUCGGAGCACUGGUUCAGGGAAUUCUGGGUAAAAGUUCAGUGAUAACAAUGGCGGUCAACAGCUACAUCAGCGAUACGACCUUUAAGGAGGACCGGACUAGGAAGCUGGGGAAGCUGUUGGCCAUGAAUUUCUUCGGACUCUUUAUAGGUUCCCUGUUGGCCGGAGCCCUGCAGGACAUCGCCAACCUGCAGACGACCCUGGUGGUGGUCAGCGUGUUCCACGCGGCCUCGGUGCUGACGGUCGUUCUGUGCAUGGAGGAGAGCAUGCACGACAAGAUGCCCAGCGGGGAGGGCUUCGACGGCCACUACAGUCGGAACCCGCCGCUCUUCAGUCUCCAGAGCGUGAAGGACUCAGUGCGGGCCCUCGUCAAACCACGAGAAGAAGGGAAGAGAACUCUUGUUAUAGUCGCCUUCAUGGCCAUGUUUCUCAACCAGACGUGUAAAGUUGGCGAGCAGGACGUCACGGUGCUGUUUGUGCAGAAACCCCCUCUCUCGUGGGAGCCGUCCGGCUACGGAUACCUCCUCUCCGUGGACUACGCCGGGAUGGGCCUCUGCCUCCUGCUCCUGCUGCCCGUCCUGUCCACGUUCCUCAACGUCAGCGACAUCGCCAUCGUCCUGCUGGGGCUGGGCUGUAAGCUGGUCAGGACCGUCUGGGCCGGCUUCUGUACCCAGACCUGGAUGGUCUACGUGUCGGUCAUCGUGGGGUCAGCCGCAGGGGUCAUCACAUCCGGGUUAAGGUCUAUACUAAGCAAGGCCGUGUGUGAUGACGAGACGGGCAAGGUUUUCGCCCUCGCCUCCAGCGCUGAGACCCUGGCUAAGCUGCUGGGCUCUGUCGUGUUUGUCAACAUCUACGCCGCCACGCUGGACAUCUGGGCGGGGCUGGCCUACAUCUCUGCUGCGCUGGUCACUCUCGUGCUCAUCAUUUUAAUGGUCUGGCUGUACAAGGAGCAGCAGCUGGUCACCAACACCAGUCUCAUCAUGGGCUACCAGAGCACGUGGGAUCAGCGACUCCUGGCCGCCAACAACUACCCCACCAUCUGCGAGCCCGAGGCGGACGACCGAGAGACCGAGUCCAUCCUGCCCCUGAGUGCCAGCACUGCCAGUCUUUCAGCCCUGCCGAUCACCAGCCCUUGUGAAUGACAUCAGCACUGACGCGACAGACGGACAGAGACUUUCAGGGCUGAGGGCAAGGUUGUAGAAUACAGGACCGAGGGCCACAAUGACAAAUAUACAGCAAAAGGUCACAACAAGUAACAUAGAACCGAGGGCCACAACAAGUAACAUGAACCGAGGGCCACAACAAGUAACAUGAACCGAGGGCCACAACGACUGACAUAGAGCCGCCGAGGGCCUCAAUACCUAGCCCUGUUGACCCUACACUUGUUAUUUAUUGACAUGAAUCUCACUCACAAGACAGAUUGUUAUAACAAAUGAUGUUUUAAUAAACUUGU
Messenger RNA from Physella acuta, 2122 nucleotides. Its product is annotated as proton-coupled folate transporter-like. Gene Ontology annotation, cellular component: membrane. Gene Ontology annotation, biological process: transmembrane transport. Gene Ontology annotation, molecular function: transmembrane transporter activity. Lineage: Eukaryota; Metazoa; Mollusca; Gastropoda; Physidae. The record is from RefSeq and is a predicted model, not a curated record.